Notechis scutatus (mainland tiger snake) is the source of this 1226-nucleotide messenger RNA. Lineage: Eukaryota; Metazoa; Chordata; Lepidosauria; Squamata; Elapidae. The record is from RefSeq and is a predicted model, not a curated record.
GAGAAACCAUAUAAAUGCAUGGAGUGUGGAAAGACCUUUGCUCUGAGCAGUACACUUACUUCCCAUGAAAGGAUCCACACAGGGGAGAAACCAUAUAAAUGCAUAGAAUGUGGAAAGACCUUUGCUCGUAGCUGUACACUUACUUCCCAUGAAAGGAUCCAUACAGGGGAGAAACCAUAUAAAUGCAUGGAGUGUGGAAAGACAUUUACUCAAAGAGGUCAACUUAUUUUCCAUCAGGUGAUCCACACAGGGGAGAAGCUGUAUAAAUGCAUGGAGUGUGGAAAGACCUUUGCUUAUAAUAGUGGACUUAUUAUCCACAAAAAGAUCCAUACGGGGGAAAAGCAGUAUAAAUGCAUGGAGUGUGGAAAGAUCUUUGCUUAUAGCAGUGGACUUAUAAGCCACAAAAAGCUCCACACAGGAGAGAAAUCAUAUAAAUGCAUGGAGUGUGGAAAGACCUUUGCUCAUAAAUCUAAUCUUAUUUCCCAUAAAAGAAGCCACACAGGAGAGAAGCCAUAUAAUUGCAUGGAGUGUGGAAAGACCUUUGCUCGUAGAUAUAAUCUUACUUCCCAUGAAAGGAUCCACACAGGGGAGAAACCAUAUAAAUGCAUGGAAUGUGGAAAGACCUUUGCUCACAGAGUUAUUCUUAUUUCCCAUAAGAUGAUCCACACAGGAGAGAAACCAUUUAAAUGCAUGGAGUGUGGGAAGACCUUUGCUUAUAGUAGUGGACUUACUACCCACAAAAAGCUCCACACAGGAGAGAAACCAUUUAAAUUAAUGGAAUGUGGAAAGACCUUUGCUCAAAGAGGUCAUUAUUUCCCAUAAGAUGAUCCACACGGGGGAAGCCAUAUAAAUCCAUGGAAUAUUGAAAGGUUUACUCAGAAUGGUCAUCUUAUUUCUCAUAAAAGGAUCCACACUCAGGAGAAACUAUAUAGCAACAGCAAUUCCACUUAGACUUACAUACCACUCCAUAAUGCUUUACCACACUCUGAGCAGGUUACAGAGUCAGCAUAUCAUCCCCAGCAAUCUGGGUCCUCAUUUUAGCAACCUCCGAAGAAUGAAAGACUUAAUCAACCAUGAGUCAGUCAGGGUUAAACUCCCGGCUGUGGGCAGUUAGCCUGUAGUACUGCAUUCUAACCACUGACCCACCAUGUCUCUACAUUUGUAUGUGUGUGCAUAUUUUGCCUUUCUGAUCCAAAUGAGACAAGGUUGAAUCCAACAAAAUGAAA